AUGAAGACAAGAUUAAAUUCAAGAUAUCGAACCAGCUAUGCUCGUCUCACAAAUAUAUAUCUACCUGUAAUUAAUGAAACAAUAACUGUCGGCGCCAUUGCCAUAGCAAGAUCGCCCUGUGGUCUACACAAAUCGCGAAGGUUGAACGUUCAGUAG
Messenger RNA from Serpula lacrymans var. lacrymans S7.9, 156 nucleotides. RefSeq lists its product as uncharacterized. NCBI's taxonomy places the organism in Eukaryota, Fungi, Basidiomycota, Agaricomycetes, Boletales, Serpulaceae. Bases 1 to 156 code for a protein of 51 amino acids. The record is from RefSeq and is a predicted model, not a curated record. The transcript has a single exon.